AUGUUGAGUGAACAGAUUACGCUGUUAAAUGAGUAUCUAAGACCAAAAUCGUUAAAUGAAAUUAUUGGGCAGUCUCAUUUAUUUGGUUUUCCAAAAGGCAGGUUUGCCAAAUUAGUGGUUAAGAGCAUUCUUAGCAAGUCCCAUUUGCCCUCCUUGUUUAUAUGGGGGCCUUCGGGUUCAGGCAAAACUUCGUUUCUAAAGAUUUUGCUUGAUUACACUUUCCAAAAUGCCAAUGAUUCAUGUCAUGUCUUCAGUAUCUUUUCUGAUACUGUCAAUAUCCAGGAAACGGUUUUUAAUUGUUUGAAAACCCUACUGAACAAAAACCUGUCGACGCACUGCUAUUUAUUUUUCGAUCAGGUUGAGAGGUUGAAAAAGAUUCAAGGUUUUGAAAAACUUGGUGAUUAUAUUAAAACUAAAAAGUUGAGUUUGAUAUGCUGCUCUUCUACCAACCUAUUGGUCAGUAAUUCCUCAAGGUCUUUAAAACUGGCGAUUUUGAUUUCUGAGGUUGGCAUUUUAGAUUUCAAAACUACAAACCCCAACGACAUGUCGUUGGUUCUAUCUAAAGGUGCUAGGUUUUUGAAUAUCAACUUGCCCAGUAAUUUAUUAUCCACUUUGAUUUCUUUUUCUCAAGGCAAUUUAAUAGUUGCAAUUAAUAAUCUAAUUCUCAUCCAUAAAACAUUUUUUAAGGAGAGUAGUCGUUGUAUUGUCUCAGCUGGAUUUCUAGACUUUGAGGCUAAUUUGUCAUCAUUUUCUGAAAGGUUUCUGUUUUCAAAUUUCAAUGAGGAAAUGAAAUACGAUUACAUUUCUGCACUCCAAAAAUCUAUCAGAGGCUCGGAUAUUACUGCCUCUCUUUAUUAUUUGACGAGAAUGACUAAAUCUCACAAUUUUGAUGUUUAUUUAUACAUUUUGAGACGAUUAAUGGUUAUUGCUUCUGAGGAUAUAGGGGUUGCAAAUAACCGCUGCUUCUUCUUAGUAUUAUCCAAUUACCAAAACAUAACUAAGAUGAUACUAUCCUCCAAAUCAAACUGUGAUAAUAUGAAUACCCUGCAUAUUCACUCACUUAUAAAGGCAAAACUUAUUGACUUAUGUGUAUUGCUAGCAAGUACUUUCAAAUCUUCAAAGGUUUAUUUUUCCUAUUCAUUGUAUAAAGAGAAAGAGACAGAAGCUACACUCUGCAAACCUGUUGCAAUUCCUAUGGCUGUAAAAUUUAAUUCUAGAGUUAUCUCAGAAGGAUUGAAAGAAAGACAUGACUAUCUGCAGCAACCAAUGGAUCUUUCCAAAAUUGUUUUCACCACUAAUAACCAUUCUGGGGAACAAGUUGAUAGUGUGAACAAAACACAGAUUCAACCCACUUCAAACUCUGAGACUUUAAAUCUUCCAGAUUUCAACUUUACUUUCGACCAAAAUGUAGUUUAUUCCAAGCACAAGACACAGAAAUAUAGCGAAAACAAACAUUGGGAAUCAUUUGAUUUUUUUCAGGAUAAGAAUUAG
Molecule: messenger RNA, 1491 nt
Organism: Ascoidea rubescens DSM 1968
Lineage: Eukaryota; Fungi; Ascomycota; Saccharomycetes; Ascoideales; Ascoideaceae
Exons: 1
Coding region: 1-1491 (496 amino acids)
Biological process (GO): regulation of DNA repair; DNA-templated DNA replication
Molecular function (GO): single-stranded DNA helicase activity; enzyme activator activity; DNA binding
Source: RefSeq, a predicted model, not a curated record